AAAUAAUUAUGGAAUUUGUUGACGAUCUGCUAACAAAAAAUAAAUUUAACAAGGAAGAUAGAGAGCAAUAUAUCGAGUAUCUAUCCAAUAAAGUUAAAGCUGAUAAGCACGAACUAGGAUCCAUAGAAAGACUAGAAGUCGUUCAAAACUGCUUUAAUAAAAAUAUAAACUCCGUAAUUAGCAACAUACACGACUUUGAUGAAAUGUAUUACUUCAAGAAAUGAGUGAGAAAAGGUGUCAAAUGCAGAAUACAUAUGAUGGCAUAUUAUCAACAACUCAUGAAAACGGGAAUCCAAAGCAGCUGUGUCAUGCAUUGGAAUUCGCUUAGAGAUGAUGAGUAAUUCAAUUAUGAAAUC
Messenger RNA from Moneuplotes crassus, 356 nucleotides. The record is from the annotation of a GenBank genome assembly. NCBI's taxonomy places the organism in Eukaryota, Ciliophora, Spirotrichea, Euplotida, Euplotidae.